Messenger RNA from Bipolaris sorokiniana ND90Pr, 1286 nucleotides. RefSeq lists its product as uncharacterized. Bases 116 to 925 code for a protein of 269 amino acids. The transcript has 2 exons. Gene Ontology annotation, molecular function: phosphatase activity. The record is from RefSeq and is a predicted model, not a curated record. Lineage: Eukaryota; Fungi; Ascomycota; Dothideomycetes; Pleosporales; Pleosporaceae.
CUAGUGUCCUUCGAGUAUUUCAGGUAUUGGCCGAGUGACUUGAUGUACAUGAUUUUCUGUCUUUUGUAGCCCCUCGGCUUUUUCCUACGACAUUCGCCCGCUUCAUACGUUCAAGAUGGGAUCUAUCGAUUUGGCAGAGUUGCCCGCUAUGAAGAGCGACCCCAAGUUCAUUUUCUUCACCGACUUCGACGGCACAAUCACACUUCAAGACUCAAAUGACUUCAUGACCGACAACAUCGGCUAUGGCCAGGAAAAGAGGCGCGCAGGCAACAUUGCCUGCCUCAACAACGAAAUCUCCUUCCGCGACUCCUUCCGCGACAUGAUGGACAGCGUCACACGGCCCUACGAUCAAUGCAUCAAGUACCUUGUCGACAAUAUCAAGCUAGACCCAGGCUUCAAGGCCUUCUUCGAGUGGUCGCUCGAGAACAACAUUCCCGUUGUAGUCCUGAGUUCGGGCAUGGAACCUAUUAUUCGCGCGCUGCUUGAGAAGCUUGUCGGGCCCAGCGCAAGCAAGAUGCAGGUUCUGGGUAACUACGUGGGUCCUCGCGAGGGCAAGAGCAUCAACGAAGAGGGCGGAUGGCAGAUUCUGUUCAAGCACCCGGACUCGGGUUUCGGCCACGACAAGUCAAUUGAGCUGCGCAAGUACUCGUCGCUCCCCGAGAACGUGCGCCCGACUAUGUUCUACGCUGGCGACGGUGUGUCAGAUUUGUCGGCUGCGCGCGAGACAGAUCUGCUUUUCGCGAAGAAGGGACAUGAUCUGAUUAGCUACUGUGCUCGCGAAGAUGUCCCCUUUACGGUCUUCAAGGAUUGGUCCGAUAUCCUGGCCAAGUGCAAGAGCAUUGUCGAGGGCAAGACGACAGUCCAGGCUGCGGCCAAGGAAGGCUAUGAAGCGUACAAAAAGGGCGAGGCUGGCCUCAAGAAGUAGAUGGCGGACUUGUGGGGAAGGAUUUAACUGGAGAGACGGAAAAGCUCUCAUUAUCCGGUUUCCAUGUUGCGGCGCAGCUGGUUUCCAGACAUUCUCAUGCUUCCCCUUUUUCCAGGCGGAUCGCUCCAGAUGUGAUGCCCGCGGUAGUAGCUGUAGCGUUGUUGUGAGCGGCCCACAUGUGUGGGGAGGAGGAGGAAGCGAUACGGUCUCGCAGGUGACUGCGACAAACGCAAACGUCUUUACACGAUCAAACAGGACGAUAGACAUGAUUUACACGAUAGACUAUAGAAACCCACAAUUUCAGUUUACACAUGAAAAUUUAGUUUUUGGCAUAAGAAUACACCGGUUUGUCUACAUUAUC